Penicillium griseofulvum is the source of this 2082-nucleotide messenger RNA. RefSeq names its product Transcription factor. Gene Ontology annotation, biological process: DNA-templated transcription; regulation of DNA-templated transcription. NCBI's taxonomy places the organism in Eukaryota, Fungi, Ascomycota, Eurotiomycetes, Eurotiales, Aspergillaceae. The transcript is spliced from 5 exons. Bases 1 to 2082 code for a protein of 693 amino acids. Gene Ontology annotation, molecular function: DNA binding; DNA-binding transcription factor activity, RNA polymerase II-specific; zinc ion binding. The record is from RefSeq and is a predicted model, not a curated record.
AUGGCGACACCGACCUCUGCAUCUGAACAGACAGUCACCGCCAAGACCCAGCGCACGCUGGCCUGUGUGCUGUGCCAGCAACGCAAGAUCAAGUGUGAUCGUACAUUCCCUUGCAUCAACUGUGUACGUGCCUGCGUGCAGUGCAAGCAAGCAACCCGCCAGCGACGCCGGAGGUUUCCCGAGAAAGAGCUGCUAGAGCGGCUGCGAUAUUAUGAAAGACUGCUUCGCCUGAAUAACAUCAAGUUCAAUCCACUCCACACAUCUGCUACGGACCGUGAGUCUCCCGUCGAGGAUGGCGGUGAUGAUAUUUCACAGGGUACUCUAUCAGAAUGUACUCUUCCGGAUAAGGAUUCUCGCCGACUGAGAGAAAGCACAACAGGGAAGCGUAAACCAUUUAACAAGAAACUUGUGGCAUGCCAUGAGUCAAAAGAUCCGAAUGAAGAUGAGAACGACAGCGGGUUCCUCCACGACAACGAUGAUGUGCGUCAAGCUGUGAUCAAGAAGGCAUGGAACAAUAUGUUUCAAGGCCAAAGCAACGACCAACUUUUAUUCGGUUCAUCGGUAGGUAAAGUCAACCUGUCUGCUUUGCAUCCAACCCAGGUACACAUCUUCAGGCUUUGGCAGAUCUACUUAGACAACGUCAAUCCUCUUCUCAGAGUCACGCAUACACCCACUCUUCAAACACGCAUCAUCGAUGCUGCUAGCGAUAUCGCCAACAUCGAUCCCAAACUAGAAGCAUUGAUGUUUAGUAUCUACUGUGUCUCUAUUUCAAGUAUCACAGAAGAUCAAUGCAGUGCUUCGUUCGGAUCCUCCAAAAAGGACCUCUUGGCAGGUAACCAUGAGUGCUUGACUGCAUUGUAUCUGUACCUAGUGUCGAUCAGACCCAACAUGGACCCUGCUUCUCUCUCAUCGCUCCUUGGCGUUGCUAUACGAAUCGCACAGCGGAUAGGUAUUGACAAUGAGUCAAUGUACGGCAAAUACUCCGCUCUAGAGGCGGAGGUGCGUCGAAGAUUGUGGUGGUCGCUAGUCAUCUUUGAUAAUCGCAUCUGUGAAAUGUCCGAUUACAAAACCGCGUCGCUGGUUCCUACCUGGGACUGCCGCCUUCCUCUCAAUAUCAAUGACUUCGAGCUUCAGGCCGAGAUGAAAGCUACCCCGGCAGAAAGCAACAGACCAACAGAGAUGGUCUUUGCCGUUGUACGCAGUGAGCUCGCCAACUUUGUCCGUCACAGUGCAUUCCACCUCGAUUGCACCAAUCCGUUUUUGAGCACGAUCUGUGGUCGAUCUACGGAUAUAGACGAGGCGGAGGGUCUUCUAAUGCUAGAGAAGACGAUCGAGGAAAAAUAUCUUUCAUUUUGCAAUCCAGAGAACCCACUGCACUUCAUGACUAUCUGGACAACGCGUGGUUACCUCGCGAAAGCUCGUCUCUUGGAACGCUACUCCCGAUACUCGUCGGUGUCCGUGCCGCAGGCGGAUACACAACGCAGUAUUGGCAUUUCGCACGCACUUCGCAUGCUGGAGUGCGACACCAACCUCAUGACGUCCCCUCUCACCAAAGGAUACCUGUGGUUUAUUCACUUCCACUUCCCCUUCCUUGCGUAUAUUCACCUCCUGCAGAGCUUGAAAAAUAGGCCCCUGGAAGAGCAUGCAGACCAGGCGUGGGAGGUUAUGAGCAACAAUUACGAGGUCCGCAUUAUGGAUACCAAGCAUGACGACCGCCCCUUCUUUAUCAUAUUGUCUCGAAUUGUUUUCCAGGCGUGGCAGGCGCGGGAACAGGUAGCCAGAGAAGAAGGGCGGUCUCUAGUGCCACCUCGGAUUGUGUUGGAUAUCCGGGAGAAAGUAAUGCAAAUGACGAUAAAUUUUGGACAGGAUGUGGACACAGUGCAGCCCGGAGAUACCUCGAGUAUCAAUGAAGAUAAUCUGCCAGUAUCUACAGGGGUGGAUUUCAAUGUUUCUGGGAGUCUGGGAACGUGGGGAUAUGCCGACAUGUCUGGACCGAGCUCCAUGGACGUGGAUCCAAAUCAGUUGCUCAUGAACACGAUGGAUUGGAGUACUUUGCAUGUGGUAAGGGAUGCGAAUCUAUAG